UCCUCCCAGAGGCCGCCUCUGCGCUCCCCAAACACAGAGCGCAGAGGUGGCCCUGUGCUCUUUCAGAGGCCGCCUCUGCGCUCCUCAAACGCAGAGCGCAGAGGUGGUCCUGUGCCCUUUCACAGGCCCCUUCUGCGCUCCCCAAAGGCAGAGCGCCAGGCGCAUGGAGGCUGUAGAGGAGCCCGGGCCGGGAGGCCAGGGGGCCGAUCUGGGAGGUCAGGGGCCCGGGCCGGGAGGUCAGGGGGCCGGGCCGGGAGGCCAGGGACUCGGGCCCGGAGGUCAGGGGGCCGGCCCCGAGAGCCCCGGGCCGGGAGGCCAGGAGGCCGACCCCGAGAGCCCCGGGCCGCGCUGCCCGCUGCUGUCCGGCUUCCGAGAGGAGCUACGAGCGCUCCUGCUUCUGGCGGGCCCCGCGUUCUUGGCGCAGUUGAUGGUGUUUCUGAUCAGUUUCAUAAGCUCCGUGUUCUGUGGCCACCUGGGGAAGCUGGAGCUGGACGCGGUCACCCUUGCGAUCGCGGUUAUCAAUGUCGCUGGUGUCUCCGUGGGCUUUGGCUUAUCUUCUGCUUGUGACACUCUCAUGUCCCAGACAUACGGGAGCCAGAAUCUGAAGCACGUCGGGGUCAUCCUGCAAAGGGGGACCCUGGUGCUCCUUCUCUGCUGCUUCCCCUGCUGGGCCCUCUUCCUCAACACCCAGCAGAUCCUGCUGCUCUUCCGGCAGGACCCGACUGUGUCCAGGCUUACCCAGGACUACGUCAUGACCUUCAUUCCAGCUCUUCCUGCAACCUUUCUUUAUAUGUUACAAGUGAAAUAUUUACUCAACCAGGGAAUCGUAGUACCCCAGGUCCUAACCGGAGUAGCAGCCAACCUUGUCAAUGCCCUCCUCAACUAUCUCUUUCUUCAUCAGCUGCAUUUUGGGGUGAUGGGGUCGGCACUGGCAAAUACCAUUUCCCAGUUCACCCUGGCACUCCUCCUUUUCUUCUACAUCCUUGGGAGGAACCUGCACCAAGCUACCUGGGGAGGGUGGUCCCGUGAGUGUUUGGAGGACUGGGCCUCCUUUUUCAGCCUGGCCAUCCCCGGGAUGCUCAUGCUGUGCAUGGAGUGGUGGGCCUACGAGAUCGGGAGCUUACUGAGCGGUAUCCUCGGCAUGGUAGAGCUGGGAGCCCAGUCUGUCCUGUAUGAACUGACCGUCAUUUUGUACAUGAUACCUUCAGGCUUCAGUGUGGCUGCCAGCGUCCGGGUGGGGAACGCACUGGGCGCGGGAAACAUCCAGCAAGCCAAGAAGUCAUCGGCUGUCUCCCUGCUGGUCACAGGACUCUUUGCUGUAACUUUCUGUGUCCUGAUGUUAAGCUGUAAGGAUCUCGUGGGGUAUAUUUUCACUACCGACCGCCUCAGCCAUUUCGCUGUGGGGAAAUACAGUGUUUAAGUGUGCCUCACUUGAGAGUGAAUGGAAAGGCAACCAGAAAUCAUUCUUGUGAUCUUAUAAGGGAAUCAGAAUUAACAUCCUCAGAUGUGUAUCUGUGCUGAUGGUUUCAGUAGGCACAGGGCAGACCUUGGAUCCUGAGUCUGUCCACUUGUGGAAGCCGUGCAGGGCAGGCAAAAGCAUGGAAAACAAAAGGCCCACAAACCAUAGCCUUGAUGAUAUUACGAGACAGAGAAAACUCAGAAAAUCAAAUUACUUACGAGCUGGCGGGGAUCAGCGGGAACUGGCCGCAUCGGUGACAUAGACUUUUAACAACAAUAUGGACAUUUAACCUAACCAAAGAGGAAAAAGGGAGAGAGCUCGAUUCAAAGUAAGAAAGGAGGAAAUUACUAAAAGAACUAUAAUUUUUUUAAACCAUGAGAGACUAGUUUGCAUGACUUUUGCAAGUAAACUAAAAAAAAAAUCUGGAAGGAAUAAAUAACGUUCUAGGAAAAUAAGUUACCAAAACAUACCUUGGAAAACAUAGAAGGGCUAACUGGACCGAUUUCCUUAGAAGAAUUAAGAAAAAUUUAUUUGAAAAAUCUCAAAAAAGCGCUAAUCCUUGGAUGUUCCAAAGGAGAAUUUUAUAGAACCUUCAAAAUGUAACUCCAAUGCUGUCGAACUGUUUCAGAGACCAGAAAAAGGAAAAUUUCCACACUCUGUUUAGGACUAAGCAAAAGUAGAAUAUCAGUACCAAAAUCUGACAGAGUUUGUACAAGAGAAAAAGAAAGUUGUAGACAAAAUCUCACUUAUUAACUUCUGUCUUAUAAUCCAGAAAAAUAUAUUGUGGACCACAUUCAGCAGCACAUAAAAGAUAAUACAUUUGGUAGACUGUGGAAGUGAAUAUAAUCUAUCAGGUAGAUAAAUCAAGUUGGGGAACACCGUGUAGAGAAUGCUAGAACACGAAAUGAUGGAGGCUAGAGGGGGAAGAUAAGAGUGUGCAUUUGUAUCUGGACAGGGACAAACAAGGACAGUACCAAGGACUGUUGCCUCAUCUUGGGGGAGGUGGUGGUAAUGGGUGGGCUGGGAACAGAGCGGAAGUAAGAUUUUUCUCGAUAUCCUUUUCAUAUUGUUUGAUUCCUCUUAACUGUUGCAUAUUCAGAAAAUAAAACUCAAUUUGA
Molecule: messenger RNA, 2577 nt
Organism: Mustela erminea (ermine)
Lineage: Eukaryota; Metazoa; Chordata; Mammalia; Carnivora; Mustelidae
Product: multidrug and toxin extrusion protein 1-like
Exons: 13
Coding region: 164-1420 (418 amino acids)
Biological process (GO): xenobiotic detoxification by transmembrane export across the plasma membrane
Cellular component (GO): membrane
Molecular function (GO): antiporter activity; xenobiotic transmembrane transporter activity
Source: RefSeq, a predicted model, not a curated record